AUGAAACCUGCAUCUUUGAGACCAUUCCUCCCGAGACCCGCUAUACGCCGGCGGCGAAUUUCUUCCAGCCGGCAUUAUGCAAGGCAAGCACCAGGAGCGCCAAUCCUCCAAGUCUUCAACGACAAUACCAAGCACCUACAACGAGAACGAGCGGCAGCGGAUGUAGAAAGCAGCCGGAAAGUCGACUAUCUUCGAGAUGAAGUGGCUUCCAGACUCUGCGAGCGAUUACUUGAUAUCAAACGCCAUUUCCCCAGCGUUCUUGAUCUCGGCGCCAAUGCCUGUAACAUAGGCCACGCUCUCACUGUUCCUGUCCCAGAUUCUCCACCCCUCUCCACCAGGCUGUCACAUCUCACGUCCGCGGACUCGUCGCCGACCCUCCUCCACCGGGACGCUUCCCUCCCAUUUAACUCGCUCCUCCCAUCUCACACACGCACCACACUCGGCCCACCAGACCAGCCUCUCCCCUUCAAGCCUCGAUCGUUCAAUGCCGUCCUCUCCUCCCUCUCCCUCCAUUGGGUCAAUGAUCUACCCGGCAUGCUCUCCCAAAUAAACCGCGUCCUAAAACCAGACUCCCCUUUCCUGGCCGCCAUGUUGGGCGGUGACUCCCUCUUCGAACUUCGCACCUCUCUCCAACUCGCCGACCUCGCACUCCGCGGCGGUGUCUCCACUCACGUCUCCCCCCUCGCUGACGUCCGUGACAUCGGCGGCUUACUUACAAAGGCCGGGUUCAAAAUGCUAACGGUCGACGUUGACGACAUCAUCGUCGACUAUCCGAACAUUUUCGCCUUGAUGACGGAUCUGCAGGCGAUGGGAGAGAGCAAUGCGGCGCUGACUAGGGAGCCGGGAGGACUGAGGAGAGACGUGAUGGCGGCGGCAGAGGCAAUUUACCGAGCGCUGCAUGCGGAGGGAGGGGAGACGGUGCCGGCGACUUUCAGGAUUAUCUACAUGAUUGGGUGGACAGAGGGGGAGAACCAGCCGAAGCCGUUGGAGAGGGGGACAGGGCAGCUUAAUAUCAAGGAGAUCUUGGAGGCGCCUGGAGAGAAGAAGUCGUAG
Letharia columbiana is the source of this 1053-nucleotide messenger RNA. RefSeq lists its product as uncharacterized. The transcript has 2 exons. The coding region runs from base 1 to 1053 and encodes 350 amino acids. Gene Ontology annotation, molecular function: S-adenosylmethionine-dependent methyltransferase activity. NCBI's taxonomy places the organism in Eukaryota, Fungi, Ascomycota, Lecanoromycetes, Lecanorales, Parmeliaceae. Gene Ontology annotation, biological process: mitochondrial respiratory chain complex I assembly. Gene Ontology annotation, cellular component: mitochondrion. The record is from RefSeq and is a predicted model, not a curated record.